Notothenia coriiceps (black rockcod) is the source of this 602-nucleotide messenger RNA. RefSeq names its product Rab geranylgeranyltransferase subunit beta (gene rabggtb). Gene Ontology annotation, molecular function: Rab geranylgeranyltransferase activity. The annotation marks the transcript as partial. The transcript has 5 exons. The record is from RefSeq and is a predicted model, not a curated record. Gene Ontology annotation, cellular component: Rab-protein geranylgeranyltransferase complex. NCBI's taxonomy places the organism in Eukaryota, Metazoa, Chordata, Actinopteri, Perciformes, Nototheniidae. Gene Ontology annotation, biological process: protein geranylgeranylation.
UAUUGUGGUGGUGUGUUCAAUGUCAGGGUACCCAAGUGAAAGAUGUCAUCAUUAAGCCUGACGCCCCCAGCUCUCUGCUGCUGGACAAACAUGCAGACUACAUCGCUGCCUACGGCUCCAAAAAGGAUGACUAUGAGUACACACUGUCAGAGUACCUGCGGAUGAGCGGCAUCUACUGGGGGCUGACGGUGAUGGACCUGAUGGCGCAGCUGCCCCGGAUGAACCGGCCGGAGAUCGUAGACUUCAUCAAAUCCUGUCAGCACGAGUGUGGGGGCCUCAGCGCCAGCAUCGGACACGACCCCCACCUGCUCUACACCCUCAGCGCCGUGCAGAUCCUGUGCUUGUACGACAGUGUGGAUGCUCUCGAUGUGGACAAAGUGGUGGAGUACAUCAAAGGGCUGCAGCAGGAAGACGGAUCAUUUGCAGGAGACAAAUGGGGAGAAAUAGACACCAGAUUUUCCUUCUGUGCUGUUGCAACACUUGCUUUACUGGGCAAGAUGGACAAAAUAAAUGUUGACAAAGCUGUGGAGUUCAUCCUGUCCUGUAUGAACUUUGACGGGGGUUUUGGCUGCAGACCGGGUUCAGAGUCUCACGCUGGUCAG